AUGCUGUUUUCCAACAAGAUGAAGGCCCUCAUUCUUACUCCCGCAACCAAGGAUGUCUCUGUUCAGGAGCUUCCCAUUCCCGAACCUCGUAAUGGCGAAGUCCUCAUUCGCAUCCAUGCUGUGGCUCUCAACCCAGUAGACGCCAUCUAUGCCGUGCAUCCCAUCGCAGAACAAGAACAACGUAUCAUUGGAACAGAUUUUGCGGGUGUCAUAGCUGGCGUUGGGCCUGAUCUUGGAUCCUCAUCCGAUCUCCGUGCCAAAAUCGGUACGCGUGUGGCAGGAUUCCACCAGGGCGGAGCGUUUGCCGAAUACAUCACCGCCCCGUAUGACCUGCUAUGGUCGGUGCCGGACAGCAUGUCGCUUGAGGCUGCUUCUGGUAUCAGCAUGUGUGGAUUGACAGCUGCUCAAGGAGUCUUUCCCCGUCUCGGUCUCCCAUGUCCAUUCGAUGGUCAAGUCAAUGCUUCAACGGGAAGUGCAAGUGAUAUUACCAAUGUCCUCAUCUAUAGCGCAUCCACCUCUCUCGGUUUAUACGCCGCCCAGCUGGUUCAGCUUGCAGCUCGCACUUCCGGCCGCAAAAUCCGUCUUAUCGGCACAGCAAGCGCUUCUAAGCACGACUUCCUUCGCCAGGCGCCGUACAAUUACGAUGUCCUGGUUGACUACCGUGACCCCAAUUGGGUUGAAAAGGUGAAAGAGGCCACUGAGGGCAAGGGCGUCGACCGUGCUGUGGACAGCAUCUCGGAGGGAGAAUCCGUGUACAGCGUCCACAGCACUUUGAACGACAAUGGAAAGAUGGCUGUGUUUCGCGGCCCCAAGGGCGGGCAGUAUGACCCAUCAGAGUUGCGCGUGAAGCCCAUCUACGGCGCUGUGUGGGAAGGACUGGGCUAUGAGAUUGGGUAUAACGGGGCGACCAUUGCCGCCAACCCCGAGGCUCGCGUAUUUGCUACAAAGUUCUUCAACUACUUGAGCACGGCAGCGGCAGAUGGCAAAGUGAAGCUAGAGCCCAACCCUGUGCGACUGAUGCCGGGAGGACUAGGGAGAAUUGUUCCAGACGGCUUUGUGCUCUUGGGCAGCGGGUUGGUUUCACAGAGAUCAAGCGCAAGCCGUAAUGAGGACUAUAUGCGGCCUAUCAGCGGAGAGAAGAUGGUGUACAAAAUCCAUGACGAAUAA
This is a messenger RNA of Trichoderma aggressivum f. europaeum, 1167 nucleotides long. RefSeq lists its product as uncharacterized. Bases 1 to 1167 code for a protein of 388 amino acids. Lineage: Eukaryota; Fungi; Ascomycota; Sordariomycetes; Hypocreales; Hypocreaceae. The record is from RefSeq and is a predicted model, not a curated record. The transcript is spliced from 4 exons. Gene Ontology annotation, molecular function: oxidoreductase activity, acting on NAD(P)H.